This is a messenger RNA of Cladophialophora psammophila CBS 110553, 696 nucleotides long. RefSeq lists its product as uncharacterized. Lineage: Eukaryota; Fungi; Ascomycota; Eurotiomycetes; Chaetothyriales; Herpotrichiellaceae. The coding region runs from base 1 to 696 and encodes 231 amino acids. The transcript has 2 exons. The record is from RefSeq and is a predicted model, not a curated record.
AUGUCUCCCGCGUCUCAGCAUAAUGUUUUCAUCACAUACAACAAUCCCACCGAACUGAAGAGCAGACAGAACCGCCGUGCUGUCUCGUCAUUCGCAUCGAAAAGCUACCGGCCGACCUCCAAGCGCAUUGUCCUGGAGCGGACGCACUAUCGUCCGUUUGUGCGACGGUCCGAUGGAGAGAUACCGCCACCUACAGAUCCCAAAACGAAAAGGAAGAUACCUCAAAGUGGGAAGCAAGGACCUGCCUCGACAAACCCAGAAGAGGUCUUAACCCCUCGAGGAGUUCAGCCGCGGAAUGAUUGCAUUCUGGGGAGCCCUGUGGCGGACCCGUUCACAACUUACCCUAUCAACUACACACCCUACGUGCCAUUUCUGGUAGAUUAUUUUAUUCGAUUUCUUACUCCUCGUUUCAGCCCUGCGCUCGCCGUCGAGACCAGCCGCUAUCUUAUUUGGUUCAAUGUGGCCAUGCAUAACUCCGAGUUGUUCCACGCUCUGAUCGCCUUGAGUCAGGUGUACUACAACAUCGACGUCAAAGGGUUUGGCAACACCCACUGGACGGCACUGUUCCACCGAGGCGAAGCAUUGAAGCAGCUCAGGCACAAAGUGGAGACGGCCGAGAAUGCGGACGAUGAUGCUGCCAUCUUGACCGCUUUGUGGUUGAUGGACGUCGAUGCAAGUACCUUGGCGAGGAUGUAG